UUUUGUAACUUCCUGUUCGUCUUCAAAACGACAUGUGCAACAAGUAGGCCUACUUUUACCAAAAGGAGUAGAGGACACCUUUCGCUAUGAGUACAGCACAAGUCCUGUCAAAGGGUCCUCACAAAGGACCAAAAAAGGGAUCCUUGACAGUAGAGGAAAUACAGGUGGAUAACAUAACACAGUUGGCCCGACAGCAUUGGUCACAGGAUGCUUUAAAGAAUGGGAAAGAUUUUAACCCAAAGAUUGUAGCAGAUAUAUACAGAGAGGAACUUCAGGGAACACAGUUUUCUGUGAGAAGAACUAUGAUGUUAGAAUUCAGUCAGUACCUGGAGAAUUACUUGUGGCCAAACUUCAAACCUGAGAAGUCCAACAAUGCACAUAUCACAUCUACUGCUCUUAUGGUGAAUGAGAAAUUUAGAGAAAGAGUUCCACCAUGGGAGUGUUUCAGAACCAAGCCAGAAAAUUUUGAAGAGUUUUUCCAUCAGGUAUUGAAUGUAUGUCUAGCUGAACACACAUCUCUGCUGGAACACACACAUCUUCUCAUGUUCCUCAUUCACUGCUUCAACAGUCUGGAAAUGGACCUGAUUCGAGAACAAGUUCAGAAGUUAGUGUCUCUUCCAAUCUGGACUAACCUCCUACCAGGAAGAAGAGAAGAACUGUUCAAAACAAAUGCCAAGUACAAAAAGUUUUAUAACCUUAUACAGAAAAAUGAUGCUAAAGUUGGGACAGAAAAGUUGAAGCGAUUACAGUUUGAAAGGAACUUCAUGUCCAAUCUGAUGAAGAAGUUCUUCAAUAUAUUAGACACAAUACCGUUACAGGGAAGUUAGCACAUACAAAAGGUACAGUACUGUGAACGCUUCAUGGAACUUAUGAUUGACAUCGAGAGUCAGCUACCCACGCGACGGUUCUUCAAUGCUCUCAUGGACGAUGUCCAUCUUGUUGUCAGGUGUCAGAUGUCCACACUGGUGAACAGAAAGGAAGGAAAACUGUUUGGGGAGCUCCUGGAGAUGCUACAGCGGUAUGCAGAGUUUGAGAUUGAUGACCAGACAGGAGAAGCUCUGACUAUCCACGACAGGAUAGACCUCCAUUACAACAGGGUGCUGGCUUUACAGAAAGUUGCUUUCCGACAUUUCUCGGACGAUCUCCGCAGCUUUGCUGUUUCAAACGUUGCAAGUGUAGACAGCAGGGAAUCACUGCUUAAAUUCUUCAAGAGCUUGAGUAAGUCUGACCUGCAUCGAGUACUGGCUUACAUUCAUCAGUUACCGAUGAUCAAGGAAGAAGAGGAGUCAACUCAGAAAGAAGACUACAUGUUGGAACUAUUGGUCUCCCGUCAUGAGAAGAGACGGUCCCAGCUGGAACAAAUCAAUGAAAUGCCACUGUACCCAACAGAGGACAUCAUUUGGGAUGAGAACAUAGUACCCACAGAUUUUUACUCCGGGGACAGUUGUCUAGCUCUGCCAAAGCUUAAUCUACAGUUCCUUACAUUGCAUGAUUAUUUGCUGAAGAAUUUUCAUCUGUUCAGACUAGAAUCUACAUAUGAAAUACGACAAGACAUUGAAGAUGCUGUAUCUCACUUAAAACCAUGGAAAGCAGAGGAUAGCAGUUGUCUGUUUGGGGGAUGGGCCCGGAUGGCACAGCCAAUCGCAGGCUUCAAUGUGGUGGAGGUGGCGAAGCCUCUGAUCGGUGAGAACCAUCCUGCCCAGGUGCGAGCAGAUGUCACAGUCAGUCUCAGUGUGCGGGAACAUGUCAAGAAUGAGUGGGAAGGCCUGAGGAAGCAUGAUGUAGCAUUCCUUAUCACACUUCGUCCCACUCUAACCGUCCAACAGAAAUACAACCACGAGAUGCCCUUCAUACCCCAGGUUGGACUAGUGUAUGUCAGAGGCUGUGAGAUCGAGGGCAUGCUGGAUGCAGAGGGCAAGGUCAUAGAAGAAGGGCCAGAACCCCGCCCAGAUCUUCCAGGUGACAUGAGGACAUUCCGUGUCUUCCUUGACCCUAAUCAGUACCAGCAGGACAUGGCUCGUGCUGUGGAUGGAGGCGAGGAUGUGUAUGAGACAUUUAAUGUGAUAAUGAGGAGGAAACCCAAGGAAAACAACUUCAAAGCUGUGUUAGAGACAAUGCGUGACCUGAUGAACACAUCGUGUGUUGUUCCAGACUGGCUCCAUGACCUUAUUCUCGGAUACGGUGAACCUAACGCAGCACAUUAUUCUCAAAUGCCAAAUAAGAUAAACUCCCUUGACUGGAAUGACACUUUCCUGAAUAUAGACCACCUAAGGGCAAGUUUCCCUGACCAUGACAUAGAGGUCUGUACGGAUGAAGUUGGCAAACAUGUGCCACCAUUCAGGUUAAAGUUUCCACAGGAAGAGGUGACCGGGAAGAGGAAAGCUGAUGCAGAAGAGACGAAAGUAAAAAAACAGAUCGUAGUGGAACCACACACCAUCCCAAACAGAGGGCCUUACCCCUACAAUCAACCCAAAAAGAAUCAGAUCUCGUUCACGCCGACCCAGAUUGAGGCUGUCCGGGCGGGGAUGCAGCCCGGCCUUACAAUGGUUGUAGGACCCCCGGGGACGGGUAAGACUGAUGUUGCAGUACAGAUCAUCUCCUGUCUCUACCACAACUUCCCAGACCAGCGUACGAUUAUCGUCACCCACUCCAAUCAGGCCCUGAACCAGCUGUUUGAGAAGAUCAUGGCAUUAGACAUUGAUGAGCGACAUCUGUUACGUCUCGGUCAUGGAGAGGAGGCGUUGGAAACCGAGAAAGAUUUCAGUCGGUAUGGCCGAGUGAACUAUGUGCUAGCACAGCGUCUAGAGUUGCUACAGGAAGUGGGGCGUUUACAGGACAGUCUGGGCGUGCCUGGUGACCUCUCUUACACGUGUGAGACAGCCUCUUACUUCUUUCUAUACCAGGUUUUAGCAAGAUGGGAGGAAUUUCUUAGCAAGCUCCGACAGAGUAAGGAUAAAAAGCCAGAAAACAUCAAGGAUUUCUUCCCCUUUACAGCAUUCUUCAGCAAUGCCCCACAGCCACUGUUCAAGGGGCGCUUCUACGAGCAGGAUCUGGACAUAGCAGAGGGCUGCUUCAGACAUAUCAAGAAAAUAUUCACGCAAAUUGAGGAGUUUCGGGCAUUUGAGCUGCUAAGGAGUGGCUCCGACAGAGCAAAUUAUCUGUUGAUUAAAGAAGCCAAAAUCAUUGCGAUGACCUGUACACAUGCUGCUCUCAAACGUCGUGACUUGGUGGCAGCAGGCUUUAAGUUUGACAACAUUUUGAUGGAGGAGUCAGCCCAAAUUCUGGAAAUAGAAACCUUUAUCCCUCUCCUUCUACAGAACCCUGAGGACAACAUAAACCGUCUGAAGCGCUGGAUCAUGAUUGGUGACCACCACCAGCUUCCACCAGUCAUCAAAAACAUGGCCUUCCAGAAAUUCUCCAACAUGGAGCAGUCGCUCUUCACACGCCUCGUCAGACUUGGGGUUCCCACUGUCGACCUUGACGCCCAGGGCAGAGCUAGAUCAAGUAUAUCAAGUUUAUAUAACUGGAGGUACCGUAAACUAGGGAACCUACCCCAUGUCAUGAUGAAUCCAGAAUACCGCCUUGCUAAUGCCGGAUUUGUCCACGACUUCCAGCUCAUCGACGUCCAGGACUUCAAUGGUGUAGGGGAGACCCAGCCCAACCCAUACUUCUUUCAGAAUCUGGCUGAGGCCGAGUAUGCUGUUGCACUGUUUAUGUACAUGAGGAUGCAGGGCUAUCCUGCAGAGAAGAUCGCCAUCCUAACUACAUACAAUGGACAGAAACAUCUGAUACGGGAUGUCAUUUACCAGCGGUGUGGGAAGAAUCCUUUCAUAGGGCAGCCACAUAAGGUGACUACUGUGGACAGAUACCAGGGCCAGCAGAAUGAUUACAUUAUCCUGUCACUGGUCAGAACCAAGACUGUCGGUCACUUAAGAGAUGUGAGACGUCUGGUGGUAGCCAUGUCCAGAGCUAGACUUGGCCUGUAUGUAUUUGGCAGGGUCAGCCUAUUCAGCAACUGUUUCGAGUUGACUCCAGCCUUCAAUAAGCUGAUGUCCCGUCCACAGAAGCUACAAAUCGUUCCUCAAGAGAUGUAUCCCACACAGCGUAAGAUCAAUGAGCCAGCAGAAGGCAGUGUAAUGGUUAUGGAAGACAUGUCACAUAUGGCACAGUUUGUGUUUGACCUCUACAACUCCAGGGUCACCAUGAUGAUGAGUCAGCGUGGAAUGUCAGAGGCUCAAUCAUUACAGAAACCACCAAAGAAAAGCUGAUCUGCAAGAGAAGAGUGUCAAGCCUGUUAAAAGAAAAUGUUUAUCGGUCUAGAACAGCUUUUAACAAUGUCAGUGUUACCAACAACACAAAACUGUUGAGGCACAGAUCUAUGUAGAAUGUUACUGACAUUGUCCGACAGAUCUGGAAGACAUUUGAAUAACAGGUACUUUAUGGUACCACUAUGUGUCAGUCUGUAUAGGAACUGGAGGAGUUGUGCAUUAGCUGUAGACUUGUUUUGUCAGAUCUGAUACAGUAUUGUUCUGAUGGGGCAGAAUAGAGAAUCAUUCGUACUUAACGAAUGUCAUACCCUGUCUAGUAAUCAUCGCUGAAGAGAUUUUGAUUUGCUAACAGACAGAAAGGAGCAAGAUGCAAACAAAUUACGGAUGUGAAAAAACAUUUCAGGCAACUGUUAUUAAAAUUCAAGCACCGGUAAAUAUUGGAUAUACCAAACUUGUUAAGUCCUGAGAAAGUUUUUUACUGCCAUUAGUGCAUAGAAGUGAUGCAAUUUCAAAUGAUAUAAUCAAGUUACAAACUCUGUCUAUUCACCAAGUGAAAUUCAUCUAACCUCUAUCAGGUGGUUCAUUCAUAUUUAUCAUAUUCACAAUCACUUAUCAUGGAAUAAAUUCAUUGAUAUGUAA
This is a messenger RNA of Pecten maximus, 4907 nucleotides long. Its product is annotated as RNA helicase aquarius-like. NCBI's taxonomy places the organism in Eukaryota, Metazoa, Mollusca, Bivalvia, Pectinida, Pectinidae. Gene Ontology annotation, cellular component: catalytic step 2 spliceosome. The record is from RefSeq and is a predicted model, not a curated record. Gene Ontology annotation, molecular function: mRNA binding; helicase activity. Gene Ontology annotation, biological process: mRNA splicing, via spliceosome.